Xenopus tropicalis (tropical clawed frog) is the source of this 1787-nucleotide messenger RNA. It is a transcript of the gene ppp1r36, whose product is annotated as protein phosphatase 1 regulatory subunit 36. The record is from RefSeq and is a predicted model, not a curated record. Bases 78 to 1340 code for a protein of 420 amino acids. Gene Ontology annotation, molecular function: phosphatase binding. NCBI's taxonomy places the organism in Eukaryota, Metazoa, Chordata, Amphibia, Anura, Pipidae. The transcript has 11 exons.
UCUGGCAACAGAUGCAACAAAAUAAACAGAGCAAGAGAAGUGAUUGCAUGUAAGCGUGGCCUGGUUUGUGAGAGUCCAUGGAUCCUACAAUAAAGCCAAAUCCUGGACACUGGUUUUGGAAGGAAGACACUAAAACGUUGGAAUUUUCAAGGUAUAUGAGUAACAACGCAUUUACAGAUUCCAGAGAAAGAAUUAAAAAGGGCAGAGCAAUACACUUCCAGGAUAAUCUAACCAAAGCACCAGACAGUUACUUCUGCGCUCUACCUGGAGCUAAAUCCCCCAUUUUCAAUGACAGAAUGCCCAAAUCUCCCAGGCAAGCCAAUAAGCGAGACGAGUAUGUCACACUAGAAGAUGUCAAGUGUGUUGCCUUAAAUUUGUUGCAGGAACAGGAAAGACAAUGCAUAACUUCAUUUUCUACAGCUGUAAGAUCUCAGCUUCUGGAUGAAUUCCUUAUGGCCCUACUUUAUUAUCUUUCCUGCUAUUUGCAGAAGCAUUCCCUUGAAACCAAGCCAAAAUCUUUGAUGCUAAAUCCUAGUAUUUUUGAAAAACAAGAAAUAACUGAAGUACUGACAAGAAUGGAGAGUGCCCUAAAGCACUUUGCUCAUCUGUACUGCAUUAUUGUGCUCGGAGAAGGAAUGAUGGAACAGCACCACAUGGCCUGUGGAAAGAACAAAGCAUCAGCAACAAAUAAGGAUCGCAGAUUCUAUGAGUGCCUAUACAGCUACUGUAUAUACAUUGCCUGGGUUGUAUUUAGACGUAAGGAUCUGAAUGUAAUCGAAGAGGAAGUUGGUAGGCUUCUACGCUCCAAUGCAUUUAAUCCUGCAUUACGACCAAAAGAUGUCCCCAAAGAUCAAAGCUGGAACAUAUAUGUGGAAAAAAAGAAAUCAAAGAAGAAAACAACUUAUGUAGAGAACAGGAAAGAGAGUAUUAAGCGACCUGCAAUAAAGAGUAUCCUGACACAGUGCUCUCCAACACUCACCUCCUUAAUCCCCUCACCCAAAGAAAGAUCCAACUACCUCUUCCACAAACACACCCUACAUCCAAGUAGCCAGUUGGGGGUCUCAGAUACAGUGAACUGGCUUGAUAUGUCUCCUUCCUUUAUUACACCAAGGAUUGGAAUAUUAGGAGAACCUCUGAAAAACUUCCAUCUUCAUAGCCUCAUCCCUGUAGGGGCAGAGGAAGAGGAGGAGGAGAAGCCUGAAACAAGAGGGGAUAAAAGCACAGCUUCAUUCUAUUCACGUGGCCUGCCCUCUCACCAGUCUCACGUACGGCCAGGAACAGGUCGGCAAAGCAUUAUGUCUAGAGCAACCACUGAAGCAGCUUACUCUGACACAGAUUAGUUUUCUCCAGACCUGUCUGUGGCUUUGCACCUUAUCUAGCUUUGUGUACAUCUAACUCAUGAAAUGGAUUUUUCCAUGCCUAACCAGUGCUUUUCCUGGAAUUUUUCAUGAUGAAUACAGACAUGAAUAUUUUUUAAAUCAAUUAUUAAAAUAUCUUCUACAGCACAGUCAAUUGGUCAUACUUGGGCUUUAAAGAGCAGACUUUAAGACUCUUCCCCACAGAAAAACAUAGAAAAUUGCCCACCCACCACAGCCAGAACAUGACCUAGAGUGCUCUGUGGAUGUAGUGAAAUUCGGAUGAAAACAGACGCUACAGCACAGUAGACUUUAAGUGGUGUAUGUGUUUUGUGAUGUUUCGGUUCCAGGGAAGCAGAAAUUAUUUGUACUCCUCUGACUACACUACACUCAUCUAGCGGUUACAUGUAAUAAACAAGGACAACAACUAUG